AUGGGGAAGUCUUCGAAAGAUAAGCGCGAUGCUUAUUACAGACUUGCGAAGGAGCAAGGAUGGCGUGCACGCAGUGCUUUCAAGCUCCUCCAACUUGAUGAAGAAUUUGACCUCUUCAAUGGUGUAACUCGAGUCGUCGACUUAUGUGCCGCACCUGGAAGCUGGAGUCAGGUCCUCUCGAGAGUCUUAAUUAAAGGCGAGAAAUUCGGUCGAAGUGCUUGGGAAGACGAAGAGGGCAAACUUCGACAACAAUUGCUGAAGGUCUUUGGGCAGGAGCUCUCUGCAGAAGAAAAAGAGGUGAUCAAUCAAAGAGAAAGAGAGAAGCAUAUCCUGAAACCUCGAAAAGAUGUCAAGAUCGUCGCUAUCGAUCUCCAACCCAUGAGCCCUCUAGAAGGCAUCAUCACUUUGCGAGCAGACAUUACACAUCCGGCCACAAUCCCUCUAUUACUGCGGGCCUUGGACCCAUCUUACGACCCCGAGACAAAAUCACAACAAGCUUCACAACCAGUCGACCUAGUCAUCUCAGAUGGCGCUCCAGAUGUCACUGGUCUGCAUGAUCUUGACAUCUAUGUACAAUCUCAACUCCUCUUCGCGGCAUUGAACCUCGCAAUGUGCGUGCUGAAACCUGGAGGCAAAUUUGUUGCAAAGAUUUUUCGUGGCAGAAAUGUCGACCUUCUCUUCGCCCAGCUGAAGAUAUUCUUCGAGAGAGUGAUUGUCGCGAAGCCAAGGUCAAGCAGAGCGAGUAGCGUCGAGGCUUUCGUUGUGUGCCUGAACUUCUCUCCACCAGAAGGCUUCAAGGCCAGUCUAGAAGAUCCAAUGGGUGUUGGCGACAGACUAGCAAAGAUGUCGAAGACAAAGCCACGAGAGCAACCUAUCAUGGCUGCCACAACAUUACAGGAUCCUACUACGGGUACAUGGUCUGCGAGCCCAGCAAUGGCGGCCCAUCGAAAUAAAGAUGGUGUGCUCGAGCUCCCAAUGCCCGAAAAUAUGGACAGGAUGGCGAGAGAUGGCAGAUGGAUAGCCCCAUUCCUCGCCUGUGGGGACCUUUCUGGUUUCGAUGCCGAUGCCUCAUACCACCUGCCUAAAGACCGAGUAACACUUGAUCCAGUGCAGCCUCCCACUGCACCACCAUACAAGCGUGCCCUCGAGAUGAGAAAAGCAGCCGGUGGAGCGUAUGGCAAGAUAACGUCGAAGUGA
This is a messenger RNA of Mollisia scopiformis, 1197 nucleotides long. Its product is annotated as FtsJ-domain-containing protein. The coding region runs from base 1 to 1197 and encodes 398 amino acids. NCBI's taxonomy places the organism in Eukaryota, Fungi, Ascomycota, Leotiomycetes, Helotiales, Mollisiaceae. Gene Ontology annotation, molecular function: tRNA methyltransferase activity. Gene Ontology annotation, cellular component: cytoplasm. The transcript has 2 exons. Gene Ontology annotation, biological process: cytoplasmic translation; tRNA methylation. The record is from RefSeq and is a predicted model, not a curated record.